This is a messenger RNA of Triticum aestivum (bread wheat), 1568 nucleotides long. Its product is annotated as acyl transferase 15-like. The record is from RefSeq and is a predicted model, not a curated record. Bases 31 to 1395 code for a protein of 454 amino acids. The transcript has a single exon. NCBI's taxonomy places the organism in Eukaryota, Viridiplantae, Streptophyta, Magnoliopsida, Poales, Poaceae.
CGAGACUAGCUAAGCUAGGUAGCAAUCACGAUGAGCUUCGCGGUGAGCAAGUCCCCGCCGGUGAUGGUCCGGCCUUCGACAGAGCCGGUGCUGAUGCCCGGGAAGACGGCGGCGGCGACGCAAGUGGUGCAACUCUCGUCGUGGGACAUGGCCUACGUGGACUUCCAGGUCACGGUGCUCCUCGUUUUCGACGGCUCGGUUCACCAGCCCGUGGAGGCCAUCAAGAAGGGCCUCUCCCGGGCGCUCGCCCACUACCACACCAUCGCCGGCCGCCUCGCCGGCGCCGACGAAGAAGACGGCGUGCUCCUGCACGUCGCGUGCACCGGCGAGGGUGUGCCGUUCGUGGCCGCGGCGGCGGGAUGUACCUUGCAUGAUCACGGGCUCUUGCACGCGCCCUUCACGACCAGCCUCCUGGACGAUCUAGCCGUUUACUACCCGGCCCCUGAGGGCUGCCGGAGCACGGACCCGAUGCUGCUGAUGCAGGUCACUGAGUUCGCCUGCGGCGGGUUCACCGUGGGGGUGACGUGGAACCACACGCUAGCCGACGCCACCGGGAUGGCGCAGUUCCUGCAGGCCGUGGGCGAGCUCACCCGCGCUGAAGCUGAUGCAUCGUCGGUGCCGUCCGUCACGCCGGUGAGGGACGGCCGCGCGGUGUCCCUUCCUCUGCUCUCGCCGUCCGUGGUUGCCGCGAAGCAGUGGCUGAUGCUGGACCUCGGAGGCCAGAGCCUCGUUUACCUAGACAUCAUCGUCCCGCUCAAGCUCAUCGACCGCAUCAAGUCCGACUACAAGCCCGGGUACUGCACGACGUUCGAGGCCACGGCCGCCGUGCUGUGGCGGUGCCGCACACGCGCGAUCAUCGGCGACGACCCCGACGGCUAUGACAUGUCCACGCCGGCGCCGCUGGCCUUCACCGUGAACGUGCGCAAGCACGUGGGCGUGGCGGCAGGGUACUAUGGAAACUGCGCGGUCGCGCAGCUGGCGUUCGCGACGACAGGAGAGGUGGCCGGCGCCGGCGCCGGGGACGACGGCAUGAACGGCUUGGUGGAUCUGAUCAAGCGCGCCAAGGACGGGGUCCCGGAGCUGUUGACAGACAUGAGAGCCGGCGGCGGCGGCGCGGUGGACGGGAUGGGGGAGGAGGAGAUAGCAGCGGCGUUCGGGUACAACGCGGUGAUGGUGACGAGCUGGCGGAACAUCAGGUUCUACGACGCCGACUUUGGCGGCGGCGCCCCGGCGAGGGUGGUGGCGCGUUGGCAGCAGUCGACGCUGCCGUGCAUGGCGUUAGUGUCCUGCAGGGCAGCCACGGCGGCCGACGGCGAGAGGCUGCUGACGCAGUGCGUCAGGGCGGAGCACGCCGCCGCGUUGCUCACCGAGCUCGCACAUGCAUCGUGCGCCUGAGUAACUAUGAACUGAUGGCACGUACGUAUACGUAUGUUUGGUGUGGCACGUACGUGUAAGUAUCCUGCGGCUGAGUACCAUUUGUCUUUUUUAUUUAGGGAGUACCUAAAAAUCAUCUAGAUGAGAUAUAAUUUGUUCUCAUUCACUUUGAAAACAAGAACAGAUACAACCCA